Molecule: messenger RNA, 968 nt
Organism: Populus euphratica (Euphrates poplar)
Lineage: Eukaryota; Viridiplantae; Streptophyta; Magnoliopsida; Malpighiales; Salicaceae
Exons: 5
Coding region: 98-643 (181 amino acids)
Source: RefSeq, a predicted model, not a curated record
AACUUUCUCAUUCCCUUACACUCUCAUAAAUUUUGAUUUUUUUUUUUCAAGAAAAAGAAGAAGAAAACACUCAUCCUUCCUGUCUCUCCCAACCGAAAUGAAGAAAAAAAUGAAAAGUCGAAAAUCGCCAUUACCUAUGGCAUCGCCACCAUCUCCAUCGCCGCCAAAAUCUAGCAUUCUCAACGGCAAAAAGAAAAAGAAGCCGAUCGCAUCUUUUGCUGCAACCGCUGGUGUUUUGAGAUCACCACCACCGCCGUCUCUUGAUAAAACCCUAGCUUCAAUCUCCGAUCUCAAGGAGUUAGCCUCUUCUCGCUUCGACGAUAUCAAGAGCCGUCUCAUCGAUCGCUCUCACUCUGAGAUCAUCAAAGAUCUCGAAGCCUCUCACUCUCGUCUCCACAAACGCUUCAAGAUUCAGAGCCAAACAUGCCAGCAGAUGAUGGAUGAAUCGGAGAAGGAUUUUAAGAAGAUGACUGAACGGGUUACCGAAACCACCGAAGCAAUGAAGGAGACAUACACAGAGUUCAUGGCAGAAGCACAAGCAACCGCAUCUCGUGUGUGCAAAACCACAAUCCCUGAGCUUGCAAAGUCCUUGGAGAAAUCCAUUGGUGCUCUCCAAAGCCGCUUCGGUAUUCCAUCAAAUUGAUCAUUUGCUGUGGUUUUCUCGAUCGUUUGUAACUCAAUUGGAUGCCGUCAUCAAACAAGUAAAGAUGUACAGAUUAAGCACCGUACCGUUGGCGUUCAGGGAUGAAAUUUAGAAGGACAAUGAUCUGCAACUUUCAGCCAUUUCUUAUCCUCGCCUGAUAACUAAUGAAUGAUACAUUUAGAAAGACAAAUCUAGCUGAUAAUGGCUUAUAGUCUAUAAUAUACCGGAAGAAAGGAUUAUCUUUGCUUUAAUGGUUUACCCAUUUAAGAUGAAUCUGCUAGUGCAGACUGUCAAAGUGAUCUAGGCCUCCAAUCAGUUUGUCAAA